AUGGAGUCUGGAGCAAGCAGAUCACACCUCAAAUGGUUUAGCAUGCAGCAACGCUCGAUUGCGAUGUCGGCCAGAUUGGCUCGUGCUCAGAAAUUGCAAAGAAACGCAGCGUCCAUGAGCGGCUGCCCGUCUUUGUGGAGCAUCUUGGGAAAGAAUAAUGUUUGGGUCAGCAAGCUUGAGGCCAAAAGGGGCGCCGCUGUGUGCUUCGUUCCCGGGCCUGACACCGGCAACACAGCCCAUGUUUGUGCUCUGAGAGAUAGGCGCUGCGGUCUUUUUGCUCACCUUGUCGGUCAGCGUGCCGGCCUCCGUCCCGUUGUUGAACCACAAGUCGAUUUGUCCAGGGACUUGAAUGAUCUUCAGGGACGGAUCCAUGUCCGUCACCCAUCGCCCCAAGAUGAUCAAAUGGUAGCAAUGCAAGCAAUAAGAUGUGCUAUCAAGGAGAACCAUCUUUGA
Messenger RNA from Microdochium trichocladiopsis, 453 nucleotides. RefSeq lists its product as uncharacterized. Bases 1 to 453 code for a protein of 150 amino acids. The record is from RefSeq and is a predicted model, not a curated record. Lineage: Eukaryota; Fungi; Ascomycota; Sordariomycetes; Xylariales; Microdochiaceae. The transcript has a single exon.